This is a messenger RNA of Symbiodinium natans, 1809 nucleotides long. Lineage: Eukaryota; Dinophyceae; Suessiales; Symbiodiniaceae. The record is from the annotation of a GenBank genome assembly.
AUGGAGAAAGGGGCGUCGGCCGCGGCAUUGACCCUUCCAUGGAAGGUGUUGACGCUCCCUUUACUUUACCUGGCUUGGACAUUUGCGGCGAACUGGGAGCAGAUUCGAUGGGCUUUCCCGAAUUCGGUACCGUCCGAGCUGUCCCUCACCAGCACGAGGCCUGGUCUGGAGGAGGCUCUCGAACCCACUCUGCAACGAGUUCUGAGUCAAGCAAGAGAGCCCGACAAGCUUUCGCUGGACGUCACUUCCAUUCUGCAGAAUGCAUCGCUGAGGCCAAGGCGGCUACGAGAAUCCACGUCGAGGAAGAACCUCAGACUGGCUCUGUGCGGCCUGAACGGCAUUCAGGCGGUGGUGACUCCCGGGCAGAUCGCAACAAAUCUCAACAAUGUGGCCCAGGCUUGCCAGCCGCCUUAUCCCAUGAACGGAUCGCAGCAGGACUUUUGCGCAGCCAUGGUCUCCCUGGACCUUGCGCUUUGGGGCUUCCUCGCCAUCUACAUCGAGGGCGCGGUAAUCUCUUGUAGUCCCACUUUCCAACUUCAGGCCACCUGUGCCAUUCAGAUCACAGGCAUUCUGGCGAGCACUGCCGUGACGGCGUCCGCUGGCGCGAACAUUCGAAGAAACUGUCUACCACCAGGAGGAUACAAAGCCCCCGCUGCCACGAUUCACAGGAGCGACAGCUUGGCCAGCACACUUUCUGGCAGUGACCUCUCCGCUGCGAACGAUUAUUUGCACGAAAGGGCGCAGAUCAUCAUCGACGCGGAGAAGCAGCUUAGGGCCAAGUUCACUUCCGGCCUUGGAAUCCGCCGGCUGGAGGAUUUGGCAACGCUGCCGGCAAGUCCCGCUGUGUCGGGUGGGCAGACUCUUGCGGAUGACCUGGAGCAGUUUGGAAAGAGAGCCAAAGACGCUCUAAACAAGGCGGCGAACCCCGCCAGCGGGCCCGUUCGAAAUGAGGACGGCAUCGCUGAGUGGGAGGCUCCUUCACAAGAGAGGGGCGCCCUCGACGCAAACACUGUGGAGGGAAGCCGCCAACAGGAGACCGCAAGGAAUUGGAAGAGAGCAUCAUGCUUCUUUGACAUGGGUAAAGCAGUGGCCCGUGUGGCCGAAGUCGCUGUGCUCGCCGCAUCUGCGGCCGAAGACUGCGCCCCAGAGCACCUCGCCGAGUCAGGCGAGCCAGGCAAGCUCAAGUGCAUUGUGGACAUCACGGGCGCGAUUGCUUCAGCUAGCAUCGCGUCGACACUCAUCAGCCUCAGCGUGGUCAACUGCCCAGCUACCUUGCAAUUUUCUGAGGCCAUGGGGCAGAGGCUCUGCGCCUCCGCCAUCCUGAAUUUGGUCACCGUCGCCAGCUACAUGACCACUUCGGUGGCAUUCACAAUGCAUGAGUUGUCAGGUUCCGUGGUUGAGGGGAGUAGGUUUGUGGCUACUAUCAAGUUGAUCAAGCCUUCUGAAGUGGGCAGUGGUCCUUAUGCCAUGUGCAUUGGCGAGGCCUUGACUUUAUCCUUUGCCUGCGGUGCUUUAGCUGUGGCCUUCUUUCUGCGCUCGGAGCCAAAGACCGAAGCUGUCAUGGCUUCAAUGCCGAACGUGGAAGUGGAUGACGCGCACAAGUGGAUGGAGGAUCCGGGCGUGGUGGAGAUGCCGACCAAGCGCGAUCUUGGGGAGCUUCUGAAAGCCAUCCAGGCACACUAUCCGGAUGGUGGUGUCUUUGAGCACGUGAAGUAUCUCGACAUUGAUGGCAAGGACCCAGACAAUCUCAAGUACGACUACAACAUGAAGGUCUUCAAGAAUGCCACUCGGCACCGACCCCUUUUGUGA